This is a messenger RNA of Funneliformis mosseae, 2028 nucleotides long. Lineage: Eukaryota; Fungi; Glomeromycota; Glomeromycetes; Glomerales; Glomeraceae. The record is from the annotation of a GenBank genome assembly.
AUGUCAUCUCUCCCUCCUGAAAUCAUUCAAGAGAUUUUUCGCAACCUAGAUGCAGGACAUAAUGGGUUAAGAACAUUAUUUUCAUGUCUUCUCGUGGACAGAUACUGGUGUUCGAAUAUAAUUGAAAUCCUUUGGUCCAAACCAUUUUAUUAUUCGAAUGCGUUCGCUGCGAAUCCAAAUUAUUUUAGGAUAAUUGACGUAUUUUUAGCAUGUUUGGACGAAGAAGAUAGAGAAGAUUUAAGAAAUAAUGGAGUUAACUUGCCCGUUAUCUUUGACAAACCGUUAUUCUCUUAUGGUUCAUAUCAUAAGCAUCUCUAUUAUCGUACAUUUAUUUCAAGUAUUUAUCUAUGGGUUCAAGAGAAAAGGGCUCCUUAUGACGGUCAUGCAUUUGAAAUCGUAAUGAAAGCCUUAUUAAAAUUAUUUAGCAAAUGCAAGAAUGUAAAAAGAACAUUAUACAUUAUCGAAGGAACAAAAGGUUUGGUCACGCCAAUGUUUUACGUGCAACCGGAACACGAGUACCUGAUUUCAAACGUAAAUAGAAUUUGGGUUGAUUUGCACAUUUAUAAGCCUCGCUUCUUUAAUCUCCUUGCCAAAAAUUGUAAAAGAGUGGAACAAUUUGGUGUGUUCAUGAAAGACAUGGGAAGAUUUAAUGAAAGUAGUUCCAUUGACAUAGCAAAAUUCAUAAAAGAGCAAGAGGCUUUGCAAUUAUUUCAAAGCAUAUAUCUUGCGCCAACAAAGACCGUUAUCAACGCUUUGGAAACGCAAGCUAAAUCUUUACGAUGCGUCGAUUUCAAUUGUGCAAAUUUCUUUUAUUGUACUCCAUUAGAUGGGCUAGCCGCAUGUACGAACCUUGAAGUUUUACGAUUUAUGAAAUGUUACAACCUCACCAAAGAGAUCGUCGCACCCCUUUUCAACGCAUUUUUUCCAAAACUAACCUACGUGACGGUCAUUAAAACUGACUGUGACGAGCUUCAGAGUUGGGCAGCGAGCUUUUGUUUCGAACGAGUAGAUUUUCAAGAUACGCGUAAUCACUUUGACCUUGGUCACAUUAGAGAGCUCAUGUUAAAUAACAAAACUUGUCAUGUCUGUGGAGAGCCUUGCAUUUAUCCUUUGACCACAACGUGUGGACACACAUUUUGCAAGGAAUGUAUUUUGCAUUGCUUGAGCAUGUAUGGUCGAUGCCCUUUGAGGCAAUGCAGGACGGAAAUACCAAAUACAAAGUACUUUUAUGAGCACCCAAGUGAACUGUCCGAUCCAAUCAUUUCGGAGAAAAGAAGAUUGGAAGCCGACAGGAGAUUACUCCAGGAGAUGCCAAUUUAUGUUGGUCACUUGGCAUUUCCCAAAAUGUCAUAUACUUUCAAGGUCACGGAGCAAAAGUAUCGAGUGCUCAUUAGAUCAUGUUUGGAAUCUCGUUAUUGCAAGAAAUUUGGCAUGGUGUUUUCAAGGCGGUGUGAAUACGGAACGCUCCUGGAAAUCAAGCAGAUUGACUUUAACGACGAAGGCGAUUUGAUACUACAAGUAACCGCCACCAAUCGAUUUAAGAUACUCUCAAGCAGGAGGGCAAAGGAUAAUGAUUAUGAGGUCGCAGAGAUUCAAAUCAUAGAAGAUGGACCUGACGAGGAGGAAAGGUUAAUUAGUAGGAACCGUUCACCUUCUGCAGCUCACGAACCAACCACGUCGCAGCUAAUAAGCAUAGCGCGUGACUUCAUCAACGGCAACGAGUUUGUUUCAUUGGUUCUCCACCUCCGUGACCUGUCAUCAUCUCUGGAUAUUCCGGAAAAUGCGGCGGAUUUUUCAUUUCAUGUUGCGUCGCUUUUACCUAUAAGUGAAGAGGAAAAGUAUGAAAUUUUGGAAAAACGUUCUGUAAAGGAGCGUAUGCAGUUGAUUGUAAGGUGGAUUAAUGAUUUGAGAUCUCAGUGGGGUACGUUAAUCAUCAAACAUGUACGAGACGCAAUGGAUUUCUACGCUUUGUACACUUGGGUUGUAACUUUCGUUAAACACGUUUGGUUUAGGUUUUUCGAACCGUGA